GGGUAUUAGAGUAUGCCCCGAAUAACUUAAUUGAGGAAGUAAAAGAAUAUGAUGAGGACGGGCAACCAAAAAACCUGAUGCAAAGUUCACGGAUUCAUUAUGAGUUUUGCGGAGAGUUAGGAAUUAAGCGGAUAUAUCAGAGUGAGUUUGCCACCUAUCAGCCCAAGUUUAGUUUAUUCUAUGCCGACCAUGCGGGAAAACGAACCCCAUCAUGGGCGGAGAAAAAAGAACGAAGCGAGACAGUUGAGGGAAAGCCGUUAUUAAUACCUUCCGACAUUCAUUUAAAGCAAUUGCCCGACAUGAAGGAGAAAAUACAGGAGGCAUUGGGCGGAGAUAGU
This is a messenger RNA of Racocetra persica, 338 nucleotides long. NCBI's taxonomy places the organism in Eukaryota, Fungi, Glomeromycota, Glomeromycetes, Diversisporales, Gigasporaceae. The record is from the annotation of a GenBank genome assembly.